Molecule: messenger RNA, 1972 nt
Organism: Saccostrea cuccullata (small rock oyster)
Lineage: Eukaryota; Metazoa; Mollusca; Bivalvia; Ostreida; Ostreidae
Product: E3 ubiquitin-protein ligase TRIM71-like
Exons: 2
Coding region: 252-1898 (548 amino acids)
Molecular function (GO): zinc ion binding
Source: RefSeq, a predicted model, not a curated record
UGAUCAAUAUGUUAUAUCGCGAGUACCUUGCAGAUAUCUAACUUACUAUCGAAACUUUUUUUAGGGAGCCAAGACAGCUCUAUAUCUUACAAGAUUUCUGGGGCACAUGACAUUGUUUACAGUAGUGACAAUCGAAUGAUUCGAAUAAAGGUACAAUGUAUUGCCAAGGAUUGAGCUCCAAAUAGUUGAUUGUCAAAUAAGAGAAGUUAAGCAUAUUUUCUACAAAGCUAUGUAAGUCUUUACUAAAGGCAAUGGCCACUCCCACUUCCUGGGCACAAGAGCUCAUCACUUGUGAUCUUUGUGAUAAACCUACCAAGCAAUUCUGUAAUAACUGUCAAGUCAGUUUAUGUGUGGACUGUGUCAGUAAACAUGUGGACAAAUUCAAGUCUCAAACACACGACAUUGUUCAUUUCACCAACAGGAAGAUACAACCAGUGUUUCCUGAGUGUAAGGUUCACUCAAACCAAAGAUGUGAGGCCCACUGCCAAAAGUGUGAUGUCCAAGUCUGUCUGAAAUGCAUUCUCAGUUCCCAUAGUGGACACAAGAUUGUGGAAAUACAAGAGAUUUUCAAUGAAAAGAAAAAUGAAAUUGAAAAAGAAAACCAAGAAAUCGAAUCCAACAUUCUUCCCAAGUACAGGAAGAAAAUGGACGAUAUUGCGGGCAAAAUAUCCACAUCAACCGCUAAAUUUGAUGAACUGGAAAAAGAAACAGAAAAGCACAGAAAACUAUGGCACCAAGAAGUAGAUAUCAUCUUCAGCAAACUCGGUUCCUUGAUCAAGUCUAUGAGAGAAAGUUUUCUCACUUCUUUAAAAUCUCACCAAUCCAAGUUAAAAAAUCUUAUUCCAGAUAUGCUGCAAACCGUUGAACAAAACAAAGAAAUCUUGAAGACUAACAGAGUGUCUGAAGUCAACAACUACAAAUCCAAACUGGCGAAAUACAGAUACAUACCUGCUUAUAUUGAUGGCAAAAUUCCCUUAUUGAAUACAAGAACUGUCCGAGGGAGAGAACGUACCAUAGAAUUAGGGAAAUACAAGGCUACAUUAACACAGAGAGCAUUAUCCAGCCUGACAGAUGAAAUCCCCCAUUUAUCUCUGAAUGUGUUAUUAGACAAAGCCAGAGUGAUAGCCACCAUUCCUACAGGAUUAAAAUCUUUAUGGAGAGUGGCCUGUGUAGGAACAGAAGAAGCCUGGGUAAAUGGAACAGACGAAGUUAUAAGACGUGUUGACAUACAUGGGUCUGUACAGGAAUCUUUUACGACGGGGUGUCUUUUCGGUCCUAAUGACAUAUCUUUGACCAGGCAGGGAGAACUGAUAUACUCUGAUUAUAACAAUUAUACAGUGAACAUUGUCAGAGGUGGCAAAACAGAGGUACUGUUCACCAUAUCACAAGGCUGGAUACCAAAGAGAAUGUGUUGUACAAAGUCAGGGGACAUACUGGUCAAUGUUAGUAGUAAGAAUCAAAACCAAAUACUACGUUAUCAUGGGAUGAAACUGAACCAGGAAAUUUAUAAUGAUGAACAUGGAAAUCCAAUUUUUAAAGGGAGUUCUGUAUUAUACCUGGCAGAGAACAAUAAUGGCGACAUUUGUGUCUCUGAUCGUAAUGCUGAAUUUGUGGUCGUGAUGGACAAGACAGGAAGAGUCCGAUUCCGAUACGAUGGUACACAAGCCAUGAGAGCAUUUAGUCCUAGAUAUAUAGUGACAGACUCAAUGAGUCAGAUCAUUGUGGUAGAUAAUAAUAAUGCUUGUCUUCACAUUCUUGAUCAGAAUGGACAGUUCUUGAGAUGUAUUGGCAAUUGUGGAUUAGAUAAGCCUAAUGGAUUGAGUUUGGACAGUGGAGGAAGGUUGUGGGUAGGAUUAAUGGAUUCAGGAGAAAUUAAAGUGAUUCAGUACAUGAAAUAAACAUAGACUGUGUUGUAUAUAUUAGAGAAUGACAGCAUAUCUUGUGAACUAUCCGUAUAGUACUACUACAUGAA